AGGAUGGUUAGAUAUUAGAAAAAAGAAACAACCGCAAUUUAUUUCUUUAUUUUUCAAUACAAAAUUGUAAAUAUAUGGUCAAACAAAUCUCUCUUAUCUCUGUGCGCCCCAUUCAAACUGCACCUCCUGCAGCAUAUUGGCACAGAGAUCUUCUUGAUAUUUCUCUCUCUAAAACUUUUUUUUAUCUCUCUCUCUGAAACCAAAAAAGUUUUGGGUUUUUCACCCCUCUCCCUGUCUCUCCAUAAAUCCGAGAAAUAACUGCAGAUUUUCUUUAUACUGUGACCCAUCAAUACAUUCGUAACAAAGCAUUUCAAUGAUUGGAUCUUCAAAGAAUAUUGUUUCCUUCUCCAUAGUCACGUUUACGCUUGUAUUUUUUUCAUUUCAUUUUGUUCACUCAGGCGAGCUUAUGUUUGAUCUUAUAUAUAAAAUAUCCAGCCGAGCUUAUAGAAUAUCCAGCCCAGCUUUCCAUUGAUGUGUUUGAUUAAUCAAUAGAGAAUUUGGAAACUGGGUUUUGACGGUUUUCCUUAUGUUUCUCUUUUCAUAUAAUUUCAAGCAUCAAAAUUGCAUUUUUAUGAUUUUUUUUCAUCGUUCUCUUGAAAUCUCAGUUGGGCAUCAGUAAAUUGUUAUGCUAUCGAUUUGUUUAGCCCUUGGCCUUCUGCAACUAAAAAGCAGCUCUCCAGAAGACGCCCGCUUUAAUGGGGGGAAUUGAUAAAAACGAAUGGACUCCGUUUUUUGUCCCGAAUGGAAAUUUUUCGGGAAUUUUCACCGAGGAAUUGGGCUCCAGGUCGUUAUCUGAUCUUCUAUCUGAGAAUGGAAGCCAGGUACCUGUUGAUUCAAAUUUUGAGAAAGAUGGUAAUGGAGUCUCUCAAAAAAUUUUACGCGAUUCCUAUGGGUUCUCGUGCUUUCAACCCAAUGAGGAGGAGAGCAGGAGUAGUUUUAUGGGGCGGUUAGCAGCAAGAACAGGGGUUAGCAUUUCAAAAAUUAAUGUUUCAAAUAUCAGAUCAAACGAUCCAUUUUCAUCUCCAGGGGUUCGAUCUCCUUAUCUCAUGAUUCCCCCUGGCCUAAGCCCGACCACAUUGUUGGAAUCUCCUGUACUUCUCUCCAAUUCCACGGCCCAACCAUCUCCCACAACAGGCACAUUUCUCUUUUCAUCAUUUGGCCAUGGAAGUCCUGUGUCAAUAUCAGCAGCUCCCGAUUCAAAUACAGAUCAACUUUUUGGGGAUGCAGAUACUUCAUCAUUUGCUUUCAAGUCUCAUGUCAACUCAGAUUCCACCAAUCUCAGUGGGGGAAACCAGUUAGUUCAUCAGGCCAGUUCCUCCUCAAAGCAACAGCAGUCUUUUCCAAGUAUUGACCUCUCUGUUCAACCCGAGGUUCCAAUUCAACCUCAAAAGUCAGUUCUUACUGAGGUUGAAUCUCAGAAUCAGGAAAGACUUUCUUAUCAUGGAGAGUUUGUGAAACAGUCCACCACAACUGCAGACUCGAUCAUUUCUUCGUCGAAACCAGAAGUGCCCUCUCAAAUUAAUGAAAGCCCCGAGUGCAGUCUUUUGCAAACUCAGGCUCCUAUCAGUAUUCUCGAAUCCAUAACUGAGGAACCCCAAAAUGGUGAAGAGGAGCAGAAGGCAUCAAUCGCUCCCAUCGUGUUUGGACCACUCUCUGAUGACGGUUAUAAUUGGAGAAAAUACGGGCAAAAACAAGUAAAGGGUAGCGAAUUCCCUCGAAGCUAUUACAAGUGUACACACCCUGGUUGUCAGGUUAAGAAAAAGGUAGAGCGCUCUCACGAUGGCCAAAUAACCGAAAUUAUCUACAAGGGAGGUCAUGAGCACCCAAAACCUCAGCCGAAUAGAAGAUCAUCAGUUGGGUCUUCUAUCCCACUCAAUGAAACAUCAUCUGAGAUGCCUGAGGGCCAUCUUGCGCUUGUUAGUGCUGAUGGCGAAUCAGUGUGGAAAAGCAACCAGCUGGGAGCCAAUACGAUUGGUAAUGAUUGGAAGGGUGAUGGCAUCGAAAGGAUGUCCACAAAUUCUCUUGUUUCAGAGUAUUGCGAUGUAUCUUCUUCUUCCCAAGCUCAAACCUGCAGUCACCUUGAAUUGGCAGAUCCUCCUGAGCUUUCAUCAUCUUUUUCUGAUGAUGAGGAUGAUGGGGAUACCCAUGGCGGCAUGCCAUUGGGGGAUGAUGGUGAGGACGAUGAGUCAGAGGCAAAGCGUAGGAAGAAAGAUGUGUGCACGAUGGACGUGAGCGCAGCAUCAAGAUCUAUACGUGAACCAAGAGUUGUGGUCCAAACAACCAGCGAGGUCGACAUCCUUGAUGAUGGGUAUCGAUGGCGCAAGUAUGGGCAGAAAGUGGUCAAAGGAAAUCCAAAUCCAAGGAGCUACUACAAGUGCACGAACACUGGGUGCUCGGUGCGAAAGCACGUUGAGAGAGCAUCGCAUGAUAAAAAGGCAGUCAUAACGACAUAUGAGGGCAAGCACAACCAUGAUGUUCCCACUGCCCGCAACAGCAGCCACUCGGGCUCUACAGGUGCCCCACCCACCUCGGGUGGGCCGACUGCUAGCCCUUCAGCCCAAGCCCACAUCCUCAAGCCUGAGCCAGCUCAGGCCCACACCAGCAUGGCACUUCCACCCCCUCCUAAGGUUGGUCAACUUCACACCACGUCAUCGCUCGGGGCCUUUGGCCAGCUGGGUCCUGACCCAGGUUUCUCCAUGAUGAGUCAGCAUGGUUUUUCGAACUUAACUUGGGCAAGAUUAGGGAUUGUACCUGUUCCGCCUUUAAAUUCGUCAUAUAUUAAUGGGGGAGGGCAGCAGCCGAAAAGUGAGAUCAAGGAGGAGACAGGUUUCGAUUCUGGGAUGCCCAUGUUAAAUGGUUCAGGUUAUCAACAAAUGAUGAGAAGGUAUCAAUUGGGACCUCACAUGUAAAUAUAUAUUUUUCUUUUUAAUUUUUUUGUUUAUGGCUUGGGGGGAGUUCGAAAUUUUGUUAAUAUAGUAUGGAGAUUUAUUUUGUAUCACUAAAUGUAGUAUUUAUGGAAGAAAGAAGAAAGAAGGGGGAGUUUAUUUCUAUAAAAAUGUAAAGAAGGAAACAUAUUUUCGGAGCUUUUUUUCUCGGCUAAAGGGAGAGAAGAGAGGAGAAGGAAAAGACAGUGUGAGGCUUAUUUUGAGCUGUAUUUAUUAUGGAUUGAAUUUUACCUA
Molecule: messenger RNA, 3179 nt
Organism: Amborella trichopoda
Lineage: Eukaryota; Viridiplantae; Streptophyta; Magnoliopsida; Amborellales; Amborellaceae
Gene: WRKY2
Product: WRKY DNA-binding protein 2
Biological process (GO): regulation of DNA-templated transcription
Molecular function (GO): DNA-binding transcription factor activity; sequence-specific DNA binding
Source: RefSeq, a predicted model, not a curated record